Molecule: messenger RNA, 7221 nt
Organism: Ailuropoda melanoleuca (giant panda)
Lineage: Eukaryota; Metazoa; Chordata; Mammalia; Carnivora; Ursidae
Gene: TCEANC2
Product: transcription elongation factor A N-terminal and central domain containing 2
Exons: 5
Coding region: 396-992 (198 amino acids)
Biological process (GO): DNA-templated transcription
Cellular component (GO): nucleus
Source: RefSeq, a predicted model, not a curated record
GCAAGAAGCGAUGGAACCAAUCAUCGCGAGUAUUAGAGCGAACCGGGCUUCCCUGACUCCUUCCCUCCGCGGGGCACGCUGGUGCAUGUAGUUCUUUGCAGGCCGAUGGCACACGUUGGGGCCGGGAAAGUCGGUCUCGGAUAACUACAGUCGCCCUGGGCGCGCCUCUCCCGCUUCUUUGCAGUGCAUUCUGGGGAGUGUGGUUUGCGGAGGUUCUGAGGCGCUCUGAGGUUGGAGAAACCACCGUCCCGGAAGGAAGCGUCAGUUUAAUUCUGACCACCGCGGUCCAGGAGUGUGUCCUCAGAGGUUGCAAUCGGGAAAGGUCCAGCUGCUGGCAGGGCUGCUUUUUCUGAAAGCACCACAAGCACGUGAAGGUAGUUGGCAGUCCUCUAGCAAUGGAUAAAUUCGUCAUUCGAACGCCUAGAAUCCAAAAUAGUCCUCAGAAGAAAGAUCCUGGUGGAAAGAUUUACAAGCAGGCCACGAUUGAAUCUCUGAAGAGAGUUGUGGUUAUAGAAGACAUAAAAAGAUGGAAAACUAUGUUGGAGCUUCCUGGUCAGACCAGAGAGAAUCUAGUUGAAGCUUUACGAGAAUUAAAGAAGAAAAUACCCUCCAGAGAAGUGUUAAAAUCAACAAGGAUAGGUCACACCGUGAGCAAACUACGUCAGCACUCAGACCCGGAAGUGGCUUGUCUGGCUGGAGAAGUUGACACUGAGUGGAAAACUUUCCUCGAAAAACAUUUAAACAGACCUUCUAUUGAAGUGCGAAGUGACCCCAAAACUGAGACACUCAGGAAAAAUGCCCAGAAGUUACUCUCGGAAGCCUUGGAAUUAGAGGUUAACAACCACCAGAGUGUCUACCAGGGAAGAAGCGCUAAACAAGCAGGAGCAGCCACGCUGCGGGAACUGUACGAUCUGGCAGAACCCAUGGCUUUUGACCGCGCAGCCAGAGCUGCUCAUCGUAAGCGGGAUCCUGUCAAAUCCACCACGUCAUAAGGCCACACCGUCCCUAACACACUUCCUGUCUGCUAAUCUCCAUCUCACAGUCUCCUUUCCGGGGAACUGGACCUGCAACCUAGCUCUCCGAAUUGUUGGUAACAGCUCUUCGAUCAGGUGCCACCAAACUUUUCCAAAAAGGGACAGUUAGUGAAUAUUUUAGGCUUGGCAGGCCAUAUGGCCUCUCACAACUACUCAGCCCUGGUUGGUGCUCGAGUGCAAAAGCAGCCAUAGACAAUACGGAAACAAAUGAGUGGGGCUGUGUGCCAAUAAAACUUGACAGAAGCGUGCAGUAGGUGGCAUUUGGUCCAUGGCCUUGGUUUGCCAACCGCUACUCUAGAGAAAGAUUUUUACGAGUGCACAAAGUAGGCAUUACAAAGAUCUAAUUGCAGCAUGGUCUGUAAUAAAAUUUUAGAAGUAAUCUUAAUUUACAUUAGAAAAAGAACGGUUGAAUUAAUUGUGGUACUUAGAGGUUUUGGAACACUAUGCAGCAGAUACAAAGAAUAUAUGGCAGCACUGUCCAAUAGAAAUAUCACACGAGCCAGUCAGUAUGCAGUUUAAAAUUUCCCAGGAGCCACAUUAAAAACUGUCAAGAGAAACAUGAAAUUGAUGAUAUUUUUGAGCUCUAUACACCGAAGAUAUUAUCACUUUAACAUGUAAUUCGCAUAAAAAUUGAGAUAUUUUACUUCCUUUUUUUGUACUGUUUUUGCAGUCUGACGUGUAUAUUACACUUCCCAGCACAUCUCGGUUUGGGCUAACCACGUAUCCAGGUGUUCAGUAGUCCCACGUGGCUAGCGGCUACGGUAUUGGACAGUGUAGAUCUGUACUGAAAAUCUGAUGCGGAGACGCCGCUGAUGCAUAUUGUCCAGUGAAAAAGGGAAGUUACAGAAUAAUGGGUGCUGGAUAAACCACUUGUGUCAGGGGGAACAUACUGCAGGAACAUACUGAAGAAGAGGGUGUGUACGCGUGUGUACCCAAUUUAGAGAGAGGUUUUGGGUGGAGUGGUGGAGGAGGGAUUCGCCUUCUCCUUACCUGAUUUAUUUUUGUCCGGGGAUAAUUUUAGACUUACAAAGAAGUGACAAGGAUAAUACAGGGAGCUCCUCUAUGGCCCUCACCCACUUUCCCCAUUGUUACCACGGUGCUGCAGUGCGGCACCUUUGUCCAAAUGAGAGCCCCACCAUUGCCGAGUACUAUGAACUGCACUCUGCACCUCGUUCAGCCUUCACCAGCUUUUUUCCAUGAAACGUCCCUUUCCUGUUUCAGGAUUCAAUCCAGGAUUGAACUGCAUUUAGUCAUUAUGCCUCUCCAGUCUUCUCUGCUCUCUGACCGGUUUCCAAAUCCUUCCUUUUUUCCUAUGACCUUGACAGUCUUGAGCAGUGCUGGCUUUUGUAGAGUGUUCCUAAGUCUAGAUUUGUCUGAAGAAGUCCUGCUGACUGAACUGGGGUUGCGGGUUGUGGGGAAGAGUACCACAGGGGUGAGCUGCCCUCCCCGUCACAGCACAUCAGGGCACACGGGAGCCACUGAAGUUAUCGCUGGGGGUGUUAACCUCCAAGGCUUGGUUACCUAGGUAGUGUCUGCCCGGUUGCUCCGCUGUAAUGUCACUCUUUUUCCCUUUCCAUACUCUGUUCUUUGGGGGAAGUCACCAGACCCUGCUCGAAGGUGGUCGUGAUCGAACUCCACCUCCUGGGUGUAGUGGCUGCUUACAUUAUUUGGAAUUCUUCCCUAAGGAAGGCUCGUCCAUUCUCUCAUUCCUUCCUUCCUUCCUUCCUUCCUUCCUUCCUUCCUUCCUUCCUUCCUUCCUUCCUUCUUUGUUUCUACCUACCUACCUACCAAUCAGGAUGGACUCACGUAUAUCUAUUUUAUACUUUGGGUUAUAAUCCAAUCAGAUUGUUUUCUCACAGUGAAUAUAAAUUCAUGUAUUAUAAUGUUGUUAAUGCAGAAAACAUACAAACAACCAUGCUGUGUGAGACACAAAUUCUGUGAUUGGCAAGGCUUUUUCCUCCAAAGCUCUUCACGACUGCCUUUGAGUAGGAUAAUCAUUGGCUCAUUGCUAUUCAACUGGCAACUUUAGACAAGCUAUUUCAACCCUCCAGGUCUCAAUCCCCACAUCUGAAUAAGAGAGUGUAUCAUGAAACGGUCUCGAGGGGAAGAAGGGGAUGAUGUUGUAUGUACAAGUAUUUUGUUUCCUAUUAAUAGACCUAAAGUCCUUAAUGGCAAGGGUUAUCUUCUCUUAUUUAUGUUGGGAAAUGGGUCCAGAGCUAAUAGCCCUUGAGAACAUCACAUAAACAUAAUCAAUAUUUAUAUCCCCUGUCGCAGCCCAAAAUAGUUCCCCUGUCCUACUUUUUUGCCUCUCUGAGUGGGAUCUGGUUUUUGUCUUCUCCCUCAGCUUUCUCUCCAGUGGCUGAAAUCUACCCUGAGACAUGCUGAACUCUUUGGCCUCAUGCACAAGCCUCUCAUCUAUCUACACCACAGCCACGCUGACGCCCUUUUCACCCCCAUGAACGAAAAUGCUUACCAAAUAUCCACUUCUCUAUGCCAGGCCCUGAGAUGAGAGGAAUCGACAGGGCUCUGUAUCCUAGCUCAUCUUCCAGUGGGGGGACCGAGCCAUCAGUCCCUAGCAAUCUAUCCUAGAGAUGAAUGGGGAGGCCUGUGGGAGCGUCUUGGAGCAAGAGGGCCUGACCGUGCCUGUGGAGGGGCCUGGUCUGCAGAGAAUCAGAAAGGCCUUGCAAAAAUUCUCACUCUGGAGCUGGGCUUUGACAGGUAUGUAGGAGCUUCUCAGGGAGUGAGCAGGACAAGUGGUGUUCCAGAUGCAAGGAAAGGUAUAUGCACGCCAGAGAAAUGCCAAACAGGGAACAGUGAUAGGUGUCAUGUGGCUGGAGCCCAAGAGCAGACAGAGGAAGAAUGGCCCCAGGUGAGAGUGGACAAUGAGGUGCGGGACAGUCUGUGAAGGCCUGAAUUGUGGGCUGGAAAUUUCUACUUGGGAAAUCUCUAUGAUUUUUUUUUAAAGAGUUUAUUUACUUAUUUGACAGAGACAGCCAGCGAGAGAGGGAACACAAGCAGGGGGAGUGGGAGAGGAAGAAGUGGGCUCCUAGCGGAGGAGCCUGAUGUGGGGCUCGAUCCCAGAAUGCCGGGAUCAUGCCCUGAGCCAAAGGCAGACGCUUAACGACUGCGCCACCGAGGCGCCCCCAAUCUCUAUGAUUUUUGAGAUGAGGAAACACGUAAAAGUAAAGGAACAGAAUCGGGCUUGGUACACAGGUGACCGUUCAUCAGCAGACCCUGGGCGCUUCGGGCACUAUUCACUAUUGUUUCCCCCUCCGCCUUCGUGUGAGCUUUGGGGCAGGGACUGGGUCUCCUCCGUUCCCGUGUCCCCGGCACAGAGGCUAGGACAGCGCAGGAGCUCAGUGCACACGCACGAGGGCGGGAGAAGACCAGGCGAGGUCUGGAGACCAAGUUCUGCUCUGGAAGUCACCAUGCAGGAUGGGGUCCAGCCCGCCCUCGACCCUGAGUUUCCCAUGGUUCUGCAGUUUGUGCUGUGUCAGUGCGUCUGUCUACACGCCAGAGGCCCAUGGUGUCCUCACGCAGGAGCGGGCUCCCUGAGGAAGCACUCAGGGUUGGAUGGCUUCAGAGCCAGACGGUGCGUGGCCUGUGGGAGGUUCCUGUCAGAGGCAAGCAGCCCGCGUGGCCAGGGGGGACAGGAUUUGAGCUCAGCCCACAAGGGGAAAUGCAUCGAGCAUUAUCCUGGGGGCCUCGGGCCAGGCCUUGAGCUGAUCAAAUGUCAGGAUUUCUCGAAGUUCAUUUUCUGGAGUGGCCGUGUGGUAGAGAACCGAAUCACCACAGCCCAGCCACCACAUAGAGCUCUCCCGCGCGUGCCAGAGACGGGUAGGUACUCUGUACGCCAUCUCCUCCUGUCACCGUUGCCGCCAAAAUGUGACCUCCACCCUCAUUCUCCGCACCGCAGUGCCAGAGCCUCUGACCUUGUCUCCUCGGGGGCGCCCCUGUCCCUCCUGUAAUCGGUCCCCCACCUGGCAGCCAGAGCGAGCAUCUAGAAGAGACUUGCAGGUCAUGUCACUCCUCUGCGCGAAGCCCUCAGUGGCUCCCAUCACACAUCCUGUACAGUGGCCUACGAGGUCCCCAAGGUCCUGACCUCUGGCCCUGUUGCCAUCUUGUCUCCUACCCCUGGCUCCAGCUGCUUCUGUCCCUCAAACUCAUCAACUAUGGCCCAUUGUUGGGUUUGCGUCCGCUCUUCCCUCUGCCUGGCACCCUUGGACUGCCCGUGGGGACUCCUUGUCAUGCAGGGCUUCCCUCCUCAGAGAGGGCUUCCCUGGCCACCCUCUCCAAUUAGGCCCUCGCCCCCCGACACAGCUUCAUAGGAUUUAACCCCAUCUCAACUUACUUACUUACUAUACGCAUUUGUUGUUUCUUUUUUCUGGUGUACCCCCACCAGAGCACACGCUUCAUGGGAGUGGCGACCUUGUCUGUCCCUCUUCUGGGUCUCCAGUGCCUGGCGCAGGGCUCCGUCAUGUGUACUGAAUGAGUGGCUUCCCCUCCACGCCUUCGAGCUGGCCCAUGAGUGCCCACACAGCCAAGCAGCCCUGUCUGCGCUACGCAGGAAACCCUAAUGCAGAGCGUGUGGGCCGACAGAUGGUGUGGAACCCCGAGCUGAGGCGCGGCUGUUAUUAGUCUGAGUUGCUUCUGCUUGGAAUAGGAUUAGCAUAAAUACCAUCCCGGGCAAGUGGAUAUGGUAAAGCUCUGUUAGUUACAUUGAGAUUUUGUUUCCCUAUUGCAAUCCAGAACCAUCCUUUUGCUGGGUGAGUUCAAUUCAUGGCUGAAGGUGUUGUCCAGAGAGGCCAAAUGGGGUGGGAAUGGGAGGGUCACACACGCAAUCCUUCUUAGGCCCCACCUCGCUCUUCCCUUCCAGUCCCUGCUCCACACUGGCCUCUAGCAUGACCUCUGUAACCGCUAGAAUCCAACCUUAGCAAGCAGGCAGAAAGCCUUGUCCUGGUCCGCACUGUCUCCGAUGAAGCCCAAAUGCCUUCUAAUGAUAAAGAUGAAGAUCAGAUCAUGGUAGCCGCCACAUCACUCUCUCAAAGCCCCCCAGCAGCCCUACAAGGCCUGGGAGUAUCGUUGUCCUCAUUCAAGUGAAAAUCUGAUGGCUCAGAGAGGUUCAGUGAUUUGCCCAGGGUUGCUCAGCCAGCGAGCCACAAAGACAGGCGCCAAGCCCAGGGCUGUGGACUGAUUGUUUGAUAGGCAUUCGAGGCCCUUCCUGAGUGGGCCAGCCUCUCCUGCAAAGCUGUCAGCCUCACCUGACAGCCAGGAGCCGAGUCAAAGGCAGGUGUCAGCCCCAUGAAACUCCUGUUCUCCGGCUAAGAAGCAUCACUUGCUUCAGCCUCUUCCGCUUAGCUCCAUCACGAAGCAUUUUGUUUUGGGGGUCGGGGAGUGGUUUUCCACAAAGAAACAGAAUUCUUAAAAACGGAUUUAUAAUAAUAUGUGUAUAGUAACAAUAAAAGCUAACAUGUCAAGACUGUGCUAAGUGCUUAACAUGCAUUAUUUUGAACACCGCCCCUCCCCCACCACGAUUGAAAAACAAGCGGUUAUAAAAAGGUGCAUGUUGUAAAGUAAGGCUCCCGUCUCCCCUUUCCCCUCCCAGAGCCCACACUGUGACCUGUUCCUUGGGCUUCCUGCAGGCUCCGUGAACCACUACGAGCUCAUUAAUCCUCAACAGCGCUUUGAGGUAGGCAUUACCACCCUUGUAUUACAAAUCAGGAAACUCAAGUUCGGACACAGGAAGCCACUGACUCGAGGUCACACGACUUUGGGUGGCAGAGCUGGGAUUGCUCCCCGGAUGCACUGCCUGCAAGCCCGUGUGCAUUCUCGCCCUGGACCACCCUGCCUCUCCCAAAGGGGAGAAAACCGUAGGCUGAGCUGAGAUGUGUAGGCCAGGCAGGGCUUUGCCUCCAUAGACCAGUCUUGCAACGAAGAAUUCAGAUUUGGGCCUCUGUAAAACGACAAAUAAUGACCUCUCCCAGACCUUCGAGGUUAUUGACCAAGAGUCAAGACCUCAAGUAUUCCAAUCCUCAAUACCUCUAGUCAACAUGUCUUGCUGGAUCUGGCCGUCCUGCACCUUUGUGCCCUUCGGCGCUGUCGGCUCUGACAAGCUGCCCGGUAUCAGUCAGGUUUCAUGAGACCGAAUAGGAAGAGCGCAACUGUGCACGGGCGCCUGGGUGGCUCA